AGUGAGCUCUUUAUGCGCCUAGCUUCGCACAGCUGACGCCCUAACCUCACUUUUUUCAUCUCCCCCCUAUUCCGCGACUAUACACACUAUCUCUCUCCUUAUCUCUCCACAUACUGUCGUCCUCGAUUUCCUGGCCGAUGCUGCUCUCGAGGAUAAUGCGACAGCGUUGCGGGAGUCGCCGUGUCGAUAACUAGUGUUGCCGCUUUCCAUCCCGGGAGGCGGAGCAAGGACUGGACUCGCUGGACCAGCGGACGACGACGAGGGCAAAGCGACAGUGCGGGACGCUUCGACGGCACCAUGGGCAAUCAGCUGGUGGGAAUAGCGCCGAGUCAGAUAUUCCCCGUCGAGCAUUAUCUCACCGAUCACAGCGAUCUGAGAUUCGAUGUUAGCCUGGGAAGCACAAGAUUUUUCAAGGUAGCCAGAGCUCGCAGUCAAGAAGGUCUAAUUGUAGUAAAGGUCUUCGCGAUCCAUGAUCCCACCCUGCCUUUGUCAACGUAUAAGGAUAAAUUGGAAGAAAUAAGAUCCAAGUUAGCCUCUGCAGUUAACUGUUUACCGUUCCAGCGGAUGAUACUGACAGAGAAAGCAGGUUUUAUUAUGAGAGAGUAUGUCAAGUACUCGUUGUAUGAUCGUAUAAGUACGAGGCCAUUUUUGUCGAGCAUAGAAAAGAAAUGGAUCACAUUUCAAGUAUUGUACGCCUUGCACCAAGCGCACAAGUUUGGUGUCUGUCAUGGGGAUAUUAAACUCGAAAACAUAAUGAUAACCAGCUGGAACUGGGUUUUACUAACAGACUUUGCAAGCUUUAAGCCAACUUAUCUGCCAGAGGAUAAUCCUGCAGAUUUUUCAUACUUUUUUGAUACAUCUAGAAGAAGAACAUGCUACAUUGCACCAGAGAGAUUUGUUAAAACGUUGACUUCAGAACCCAACAAUACCCUGCUCUUUCAAGAACUUAAAACAGGAGAUUUGCAUCCCAUGAUGGAUAUUUUUUCGGCCGGUUGUGCUUUGACUGAAUUGUACAAUGAAGGCCACCCGCCUUUCGAUUUCUCUCAACUUUUAGCUUAUAGAAACGGCGACUACUCUGCAAGCAAGCACCUUGAUAAUAUAGAAGACGAAGGCAUUCGAGAAAUCUUGGCCUCGAUGAUCGAGAAAAAUCCGUCGAAUCGCAAGAGCGCUGAAUUGUAUUUGUCACAGGCACGAGGCAAAGUGUUUCCAGAAUAUUUUUAUGGAUUUCUACAGUCGUACAUGCAGAUCUUCUCGGCAGCGCCGAUCCUCUCACCCGAUGAAAAGAUCAGUAGACUGAAAAAAGACAUCGGUAAUAUUACCAGCAUGUUUCACGAGGAAAUCCAGGAGAGACGGCAGAGCGUCGAAAUGUCAAAGUCGAAAUGCGAAAAGAGCACAGAGUUGUCGAAACAACCGUCUGGUCACAGUGAAGAAAAUACGGUGAUCGAGAAUGACAGCGAUCAAAGCUUGGAAAAGAUCGAGCUAGACAUUAAAGAUGCUCCAAAAUUGGACUCAUUAGAUUCUCCAGCUGAUGAAGAAAAAGAAGAAGUAAAGGAAAGCAAAGCAGCUGUGGAAAAUGUGGACACCGAGGAGGGACUUGUCAUUAUCACGCAGCUUGUUACGUCGUGUAUUCGAGGACUGCAUCAUUCGCAAUCUAAACUGCAAAGCUUAGAAAUUCUGCUCGAGUUGGCCGAAAAUACGUCGGACGAAACUAUUCUAGAUAGGAUUUUACCAUAUAUUUUUCAUUUGGUUCACGAUCCUGCGCCAAGAGUGCGAGUGUCAGCCAUACACACUUUAACAAAGUGUCUUUAUCUCGUAAAGACGAUCCCGCCCUCGGAUGUCAACAUUUUCCCGGAAUACAUACUGCCAGGGCUAGCCCACCUCACACAAGACGAGGCGGUGAUCGUUAGAGCUGCCUACGCUGAGAAUAUCGCUCACUUAGCUCACAUUGCACUUCGAUACCUAGAAAACUCUCAUUUGUCGACGGUAGAAAAUAAAGAGACGCAGAGGCCGAGUUAUGACAGCGAACUUCAGGCUUUGCAUGAAAUGGUUCAGCAAUCAGUUUCAAUGUUGCUCACGGAUCAACAAAAUUUAGUCAAACAAACUCUAAUGGAGAACGGUAUCAAUAAGCUUUGCGUAUUUUUCGGCAAACAGAAAGCUAACGAUGUUUUACUCAGUCACGUAAUCACGUUUUUAAAUGACAAAGAGGACAAGCAACUGCGAGGUUCCUUUUUUGAAUGCAUCGUUGAUGUGGCUGCGUACGUAGGCUGGCAUUGUAGUCCUAUACUGAUGCCUCUACUUCAACAGGGACUGACAGACCCAGAAGAGUUUGUGACUACAAAAGCUAUUAGCGCGAUGGCAACUUUGACGGAACUUGGCCUCUUACAUAAAUCUGCUUUGUAUCAAUUGCUUUCUGAGACUGUUGUAUUUUUAGUUCAUCCUAAUUUAUGGAUAAGGCACGCAACUGUAGGAUUCAUAUCAGCAGCCGCGCGAACUCUCAACAUAGUCGACGUGCAGUGUAAGGUUCAACCAAUGAUACAGCCAUACUUGAAGCAUCCGCUUAUACAGAUAGAAAAGGAAGUCUUAUUGUUAGAAGCAUUAGUUACACCGAUACCUCGUGUUGUUCUCGAUUCUGUGAUAAAAUAUAACGACAUCGAAGAACUUUUCCACGUUUUCGAGCAGAGACAAGUUGCUAGGGCCAAGGCUGUUACGGGAAUUGUUCCCCAGUACAACGAUAUGAGCACAGCUUUGCGUAAUCUCUUUAGACGCCUAAGUUCAGAAACAAUGACUGAAACCGUAGAAGAUCAGCUGCUCGUAAUGAAGCCACACUUAUUGAAAAUCAACAAGUAUCGGCAGUCGGCUGAGUCGAAGCAACAGCCGUCUCCGGUCGACGGUAAACUCGAACUCGGACCAUUGAAGCAUAAAAUUAGUCACCACGUAGUCGUUCUCUAUCCCGAUACCAAGAGCGACAUAGGGCUUCCAUCGUUCAAAAAGUUGGACCGCAGAACGUCCGACAGCACUGCUACCUACGCCUCGAUGAAUCAAGAGUGGCGCACUAUGUUUGCGGCUCAUGAUAAUAUUCAACAUUCGGCAGUAAAAAUUUCCGACAUGUCAACAAGCGGAGGCAGUCCUAGUCAGAGUAUUCACGGAGGCGAUAUUCAUUUAUCUCCGCAGCAUAGUUUGUCUGACACUACGAACAGUAUCAAUGAUCACUCUCUUCACGAAAGGUCCUACAUCCAGUUCGCAACACUUUAUGGUUUUGCAGAUAGAUGCGCGCCUUGUCGGUUAGAACUCAGGCAGCUCAGUUACAGAAAGCAGGAGCAACAUGCAUCAGCCGUUAGGGCUCAACACUGGGCUGAUAAUAUUGCGUGGCAAGCUGGUUCAAGACUACUGCCUAGUGGUUGGAGACCUCGUGGAGUUCUUAUAGCUUAUCUUCACGAGCACAGAGCUGCCGUUAAUAGAUUGGUUUCGGUGCCAGACACUAGUCUAUUUGCUAGCAGUUCUGCUGACAGUUGCAUAAAAAUUUGGGAUGCUAGUAAAAUGGAAGGAAGAAACUUAGCUAAUCGAUCAAGACAAACAUACAUGCAUAGAGGAGGACCGUUAGUGGGUCUGGUUGUUUGUGAACAGGGCCAAUCACUGGCAAGUACAGCUAGCCAGUCUGGAACGGUGUUCGUAUUGAGAAUUGAAUCCAACUCUAGUAAGAUGAACGUACUGUAUUCGAGACAGUUGGACAUGCAAGAAGAGGGCUGUGCAGUAGAUCUGCAAUAUCUGGACUCAGGAUCGCAAUCCGUUCUCGUCUACGCAACACUUUACGGUUCCUUGAUCGGUUGGGAUCUCAGGUGUCCUGGAACCGCUUGGAGACUCGAAAAUGACUUGAAGCAUGGUGUUAUUACGUCUUUUUGUAUCAACAAUUAUCAGCAAUGGCUCACUCUUGGUACUAGUUCUGGAGUGCAUAUAUGCUGGGAUUUGAGAUUUCAGCUGCCGAUCAGUAAUAUUAAACAUCCAACAGGAGCACGAGUCAGAAAAGUAAUAACCCACCCAACGGAACAUUCUUGGAUAAUAUCAGCGGUUCAGGGCAACAAUGAAAUAUCUAUGUGGAAUUUGGAGACGGGCUUUCGGCAGAUGGUGCUUUGGGCCUCGAGUGCACCUCCUCUCAGUCAUUCACAGGGCGGGCAUAGUGUCUGUGCAAUGCAUUCUGCUUGUAUAGAUCGUUCGGGCUUCUUACUUGCAAGUGGUUCCGACAUGAGACUAAGAUUUUGGAAUCUGCAUGCACCUAACGAGUCCUACGUCGUCCUGCCGGCUGCUAAUGAUUCGUUAACACUCAAUUCGUUGGCUUACGAGCAACGGCUGAUAGAUGGUACAAAUGUAGUGCAGGAGGUGCUAGCCGGUGGAACGAGCGGUCCAAGUUCGUCAGGCAGCUCGAGCAUGCGAAGUCGAGGUAUUGAGGAAGGUGGCCCGGGUCCCGAAAUGCCGCACCCAGGUCAUCACGAUACUAUCUCCGCAGUGGCCAUGUCCAAUACUUGCAUACUCACAGGCAGCACCGAUGGCCUCGUUCAAGUUUGGAAGUGAUGCACUCUUACCUCUGCGCGUACGUCUGCGGACUGGGCAUUGUCAUAUGAAGAUCGCAUAUUUUUUUAAUCUUAAUUUUUGUGAAAUGUUGUGACUCAAAAUGCUGCAUUUGAGAACAACUACGUAGAAGUUAAAAUUAUACGAUACUAUUUUGAGGUCUGGAGGUAAGACGUAGACUCAUCAUUUGUAAAGAAAAUUUUGAUAUAUUUCACAAGUCCAAUGUUGGAUCUGCUCAAAUACAGCAUCUUCAUAGUCGAUUCUUUAACCAGCAUUGUAUAUUCUGUUUAAAUUUGCAGUACAUCACCUGGUUAAAUGUCAACACGCUAACCGUGAGUAAUUAGCUGCAAAGACUCUCAUUGCCCGCAAUGACUGUUUUAUAAUUGAAAUUGAGUAGGAUAUAGGUUCAUUACACGGUAUUUGUUAAAAUGAGGUUUGCCUACGAUCAUGUACAGUCUCAGAUGGACGUAUUAAUCUCCAAAAUGAGACAGAGGCGUAGAUAGAUCGUAACAGACAUUCGCGGUAGCGCAUCCGCCACUUGAAUUCGUGUUACGUAUAAUGCUGUGAUUACGAUGUGUAAGUAAUAUAAGUAUGUAAAAGAUACGUUAUACAAAGAUUUACAUAUGUAGGUGACGUUGUUUAAAGCUCGAUACUGACUUAUCGUAUGCUUUUGAACAAAUAAUUCUAGUAUGUAUAAAUAUUGUAAAAAAAGUUAUUUUUGUACAUACAGCAUGACUGGAUCAAGGGUAGGGAUUAACUAUAAGUACACAUAUAAUUACUUUUAAAAUUUUUUGAUUUACUCGGAGCAUGUAAAUCUGUAAAUAACGCUUGUUGAUUAGAAUUGUUGAAAUGAUUCAUGUGAUUUAUAGCUACGUUGAUUUUUACGGAAUACUUGUAAAUUUGAGAAUCCGUAUAAUUUUUUAUUUUCGUUGCAAAUGUGAAGCGAGGUGAUACGAUUGAGUAACGUUCAUGGAAAGUUUUUAUGACUACAUAUAUGACAUUCAUGAAAAAGCAAAACUAAAAGCGACAAAUGGUUUUGAAAGUAAUUGCAUGUCUAAAAGUUUGGUAACUACAAAACAAUUGUUCUGCAAUAUAUAAUUCUAGUUGUACAUAUAAUAAUGGAGAAAAUGUAAGUUCUUGAUGAGAAUGGAAUUUAGAGAUUUUACAUAGAAAUGUAUUUACAAGCAUGUGAUGCAAAAGUAUAGUUGACGCGUAUACUUUGUAUGUGACGAUGUGCAGAUAAAGAACGCUAGUGACUUUUAAGAAUAUAGUAAUCAUCGUGCAAAUUGGUCUCUGUAAGAAUACGUCGUUUUGACUGAUAAUGCAUAUACUCACGACCAAUUCCGCGACAUAUUGUAUACAGACAUUGUUAUAAUAAAUCGUUAUUUUUCACACCGUA
Molecule: messenger RNA, 5962 nt
Organism: Nasonia vitripennis (jewel wasp)
Lineage: Eukaryota; Metazoa; Arthropoda; Insecta; Hymenoptera; Pteromalidae
Gene: Vps15
Product: phosphoinositide 3-kinase regulatory subunit 4
Exons: 15
Coding region: 298-4566 (1422 amino acids)
Biological process (GO): protein targeting to vacuole; macroautophagy; late endosome to vacuole transport
Cellular component (GO): nucleus-vacuole junction; phosphatidylinositol 3-kinase complex, class III, type I; phosphatidylinositol 3-kinase complex, class III, type II
Molecular function (GO): protein binding; protein serine/threonine kinase activity; ATP binding
Source: RefSeq, a predicted model, not a curated record